Messenger RNA from Gossypium raimondii (Peruvian cotton), 736 nucleotides. Its product is annotated as small nuclear ribonucleoprotein SmD3b. The coding region runs from base 75 to 473 and encodes 132 amino acids. Gene Ontology annotation, cellular component: U4 snRNP; U2 snRNP; commitment complex. The transcript is spliced from 5 exons. Gene Ontology annotation, biological process: spliceosomal snRNP assembly; RNA processing. Gene Ontology annotation, molecular function: RNA binding. The record is from RefSeq and is a predicted model, not a curated record. NCBI's taxonomy places the organism in Eukaryota, Viridiplantae, Streptophyta, Magnoliopsida, Malvales, Malvaceae.
GAGAGUAGUCAUUAGUGAAAAAACCACUAGGGUUCUUCGACUUGUACGGAAGCAAAGCAGGCGAGGGAGAAACAAUGAGUCGGAGUUUGGGUAUACCGGUGAAGCUACUGCACGAGGCGUCGGGUCACAUCGUAACUGUGGAGCUCAAGAGUGGAGAGCUUUACAGAGGAAGCAUGGUUGAGUGCGAGGAUAACUGGAAUUGCCAGCUCGAGAACAUCACCUUCACUGCUAAAGAUGGGAAGGUUUCACAGCUUGAGCAUGUUUUCAUUCGAGGCAGUAAAGUCAGGUUUAUGGUCAUACCAGAUAUGUUGAAGAAUGCUCCUAUGUUCAAACGUCUAGAUGCUAAAAUCAAGGGCAAGAGUUCAUCUCUUGGAGUUGGCAGAGGUAGAGCUGUUGCAAUGCGAGCCAAAGCUCAAGCUGCUGGCCGUGGCACAACAGCUGGGAGAGGUGUUGUGCCAUCUAUUCGUAGGUAACUUGGUAUUGUGAAGUUCUUUGUAAUCUCUUCUGUCAGAAGCAAAAGGAUUGACUCUUUUCAUAUUGUACUCUUCAUAUUUGAUGUAAAAGGAUUGACUCGUUUCAUUACGUUGAGGAAAAAGAAAUUAGAUAGAGGUGAAGUCAUUUUGCCUGGAUCCAAAAAUGACUGCUCAAUUUCUGUGUGAAUGUUUAAAAUGUUUUAAUGACUUUUUGUAAGGCAGUACCUUUCGGAAAAUGAUAGAUAGGUCUUGGAGAUUUUUAA